This is a messenger RNA of Mesorhabditis belari, 438 nucleotides long. The record is from the annotation of a GenBank genome assembly. Lineage: Eukaryota; Metazoa; Nematoda; Chromadorea; Rhabditida; Rhabditidae.
AUGCUGCUAGCAGUUAUCUUGACGAUUUUCUCUGUAUUGCAUGGUACAUCAGCGCUUUUCGGAAUCGGUUCCAAGCAAAGUGUGGCCGUUCGAGGAAGAUUAACGUGCAAUGGAAUGCCGGCCAGUAAUGUAUACGUAAAAAUGUACGAUGAUGAUGUUUUAUGGGACUCGAAAAUGGGUGAAACGCACAGUGACACGAACGGCUUCUUUCAGUUGAUUGGCACUGGUCGAGAGAUUAGCACAGUAGAUCCCAAAGUGAAUUUCUAUCACGAUUGCAAUAAUGGAGACUUCAGAUGUCCGCGAAAGUUCACAAUAAAAAUCCCCGAUCAAUAUGUGGCUAAAGGGUCAACGGCAACGAUGCCCUAUGAUUUUGGAGUUCUCGAGCUUUCUGGAAAAAUGCCUGGAGAAUCACACGAUUGCAUUCAUCGUAAAAGACGA